UAACCUUUUUUUGGGAAAGAAAGAUAAAUUUUUUUUUUUUUUUAAAAAAAGCGAGCCUAGAGGUCGCUGUGGCCUGUGGUGGUCUUGCUUUCUCCUUUUCUUACUCGCAUCCAGCGCGCAACCUUAUUCUCCCCUCUUGCCUGUUACCGGCCACUAGACAGACCCAACCCCCCCCCCCCCCCCCCCCCCUACCACCGCAACCACUACAACCACCGUGCAUCGAAUUCCUGUUGCAGAUUUCUCCGGCCACCGCCGUGCAACAAUUGCGAACCACCGCGAUAAAAGUGAUAAAGAUUAUUGGGCAAAAAAAGCUCUUUAAGCUUACAUAGUUUUCUCUCAAAUUGAAUUGGGGAGUGUUUAAAUACAGAUGGGUAACAUUUUUGUGAAGAAACCCAAGAUCACUGAGGUUGAUCGUGCAAUUCUCUCUCUUAAAACUCAGAGACGCAAACUAGGUCAAUAUCAGCAACAGCUUGAAGCUGUCAUCGAAGCUGAAAAACAAGCCGCAAGGGACUUGAUUCGUGAAAAGAGAAAAGAUAGAGCCUUGCUUGCAUUGAAGAAGAAGAAGGUGCAGGAAGAAUUGCUUCAGAAAGUUGAUGCUUGGCUAAUAAAUGUUGAGCAGCAAUUGGCAGAUAUAGAAUUAUCCAGCAAGCAGAAGGCUGUUUUUGAGAGCUUGAAGGCGGGAAACAACGCAAUGAAAGCAAUACAAAGUGAGCUUAACCUGGAUGAUGUUCAGAAGUUGAUGGAUGAUACUGAAGAAGCGAGAGCCUAUCAAGAGGAAAUAAAUGCCAUAUUGGGGGAGAAAUUAUCUGCUGAUGACGAGGAAGAAGUAUUAGCAGAAUUUGAUAAUCUAGAAGCACAGCUUACUGUACAAGAUCUACCAAAAGUUCCCACUGCAGUUCCUGAAGAAGAAGAGAAGUUGGAUCUACCCGACGUUCCUACCAAGGCUCCUGUUGCUUCAAAUAUGACUGAUGAUAUUGAGGAGGUUUCAGAUAAAGUUCCUGAAAAGAGAAAAGUUAUGGAAGAACCAUUGCCUGCAUACCCUGCUUAAAGACUUCGGGGCUGACCGUGGAGCGCGAGUUGAAGACACAACACAACCCUUCUCAUUGAUUGAUUUGGUGUUUCAACUGAAAUCAUGUUCAAAAUGCCUAUGUUUGUGCUCCAUUAAUUUUUUUUUUUUCUGGUCAUGUAUAGUAUUGCAGUUGUGUACAUUAUUAUCUUUAAAUCCCAUUCCAGCUAAUCAGGAAAUCAGCUGUUUGAAUCUUAAAUUUGUACAGAUUUGCAUCUAUAUAUUCGAGUUACAUUUACUUUUUUGAGAACUAAAACUCUGGAUGACCUAUAAUUUCUUGUUCUAGGCUAUUGAUUAUUGUCAUCA
This is a messenger RNA of Spinacia oleracea (spinach), 1372 nucleotides long. Its product is annotated as vacuolar protein sorting-associated protein 20 homolog 2. The transcript is spliced from 6 exons. Gene Ontology annotation, cellular component: multivesicular body; ESCRT III complex. The coding region runs from base 368 to 1048 and encodes 226 amino acids. Lineage: Eukaryota; Viridiplantae; Streptophyta; Magnoliopsida; Caryophyllales; Amaranthaceae. Gene Ontology annotation, biological process: vesicle budding from membrane; late endosome to vacuole transport via multivesicular body sorting pathway. The record is from RefSeq and is a predicted model, not a curated record.